AUGUGCACCAGCAUUCUUCCUGGCCCCAAGGAGCAAAAUCCGGAUCAAAUCCAGCGCAUUAAAGUACCUACUGAAUCGUGUCCCCAAGGACAACUCGUACGUGUUGUUUUGGUGGCCGUUGUCUGUGAUAAGCCCGCCGCACAUAAGAUUGGGGGCUUCGCUUCACAUUCACAUACUCACUUCUGUACCUCAUGCUGGAUCAACAUCGCCAACAAGGACAAACCCUCAGCCAUUACUGAUGGAGCAUUCAAGGUUCGGACGAACGAAGAGCAUCGCGAACUGGGCAAACAAUAUUGUAAUCUCACUACCGCUAGUGCUCGCAAGAAUUUCAUCAAGGAAUUUGCGACCAGAUAUAUGCAACUGUCUAGACUUCCGUACUUCAACAUUGUCAAACAGGUAAUAAUUGACCCUAUGCAUAACUUGUUCCUCGGUAUGUUUAUUUUGUCACACCAUAUACUAUACUAA
Suillus paluster is the source of this 465-nucleotide messenger RNA. RefSeq lists its product as uncharacterized. Lineage: Eukaryota; Fungi; Basidiomycota; Agaricomycetes; Boletales; Suillaceae. The transcript has 4 exons. The record is from RefSeq and is a predicted model, not a curated record. The coding region runs from base 1 to 465 and encodes 154 amino acids.